AUGCCUCGAAGGAGGUUAACGGAAGCGGAAAGGGAAGCUAGCAGAGAAAGAAUCCGGCAGCUCGAUGCUGAGCGAAAGCGCCGACGCCGACUACCGCAAUCGGGUCUGGAGCAGGAUCACGAUGGGCACACUCAAUCCGAGCACGGUCAAGUUAUGCAGAAGACCAAUCCUGAACCAGCAGUAGGACGGGACAGCGAGCAACCAAGCACAAGCGGCUACGGGAAUCAGAGUUCCUCAGGUAAGAACAAGGAAAACUAUGAUUCCAACACUACAUCUUCCACAUGUACUGCUGUAGUUAUCAAUAUUUAA
Gongylonema pulchrum is the source of this 309-nucleotide messenger RNA. The record is from the annotation of a GenBank genome assembly. Lineage: Eukaryota; Metazoa; Nematoda; Chromadorea; Rhabditida; Gongylonematidae.